This is a messenger RNA of Arabidopsis lyrata subsp. lyrata, 1662 nucleotides long. RefSeq names its product transcription elongation factor TFIIS. NCBI's taxonomy places the organism in Eukaryota, Viridiplantae, Streptophyta, Magnoliopsida, Brassicales, Brassicaceae. Gene Ontology annotation, cellular component: nucleus. Gene Ontology annotation, molecular function: zinc ion binding; nucleic acid binding. Gene Ontology annotation, biological process: DNA-templated transcription; transcription elongation by RNA polymerase II. The record is from RefSeq and is a predicted model, not a curated record. The transcript has 2 exons. Bases 222 to 1373 code for a protein of 383 amino acids.
UGAAACCGUUGAUCGCUUUUGUCUCGGUCGUAUAAAAUAAAAUAAGAAGACAGUUUCAGUCCGUAAUCUCUAUCUUGUUCGUCGCGACUCAAACGAGGUUCCGCCGAUUAUUAUCCUUUUUCUCCAUUCUUGAGAGAUUUUGUUGGAUUGUUUUUGUUCUGAGUCGUCUUGGAUCUGUCGGUGUUGGUGCUUUGUUCUUGGAGCUAGGGAUUUGAGGGACGAUGGAAAGUGAUUUGAUUGGAUUGUUCGAGGGAGCUAAGAAGGCAGCCGAUGCGGCGGCUCUCGACGGUGUUGCUUCCUCAGGUCCUGAGGUUUCUCAAUGUCUCGAUGCCCUUAAACAGCUCAAGAAGUUUCCUGUCACAUACGAUACGCUCGUUGCGACUCAGGUGGGAAAAAAGCUGAGGUCUCUUGCAAAACACCCUAUUGAGGAGAUCAAAAGCGUAGCUACUGAUUUGCUUGAGAUAUGGAAGAAAGUUGUCAUUGGAGAGACAGCCAAGGCUAAGAAAACCGAAGGCACUAACGGUUGUAAAGCUGAAACUGUCAAAGAGGCUAAGGUGAAUAAGAUGGAUGUUGAUAAGCCUUCAAAUCCUGCUCCUGUUAAAGUCCAGAAACUUCAGAGGGGUGAUUCGGCUAAGAGUAUCAAGGUUGAGAGAAAGGAACCAGACAAUAAAGGCGUUACUGGUGUCAAGAUAGAGAGAAAGGAACUAGACAACAAAGUCACUAAUGGAACCAAGAUAGAUUAUCGUGGUCAGGCUGUUAAGGAUGAAAAGGUCUCAAAGGACAACCAAUCAAGUAUGAAAGCUCCAGCUAAGGCACCUAAUGCUCCUCCAAAACUAACUGCAAUGCUCAAAUGCAAUGAUCCUGUGCGUGACAAAAUCCGUGAGUUGCUUGUAGAUGCGUUGUGCAGGGUUGCUGGAGAAGCUGAUGACUAUGAGAGAAAGUCAGUAAAUGCUAGUGAUCCACUCCGUGUUGCUGUCUCAGUGGAAUCACUGAUGUUUGAGAAAUUGGGUCGCUCAACUGGAGCUCAGAAGCUUAAGUACAGAUCUAUAAUGUUCAACCUGAGGGACGGUAACAACCCGGACUUAAGAAGGAGGGUUCUCACCGGGGAGAUUUCACCAGAGAAACUCAUCACAUUGUCUGCUGAAGAAAUGGCAAGCGACAAGAGGAAACAAGAGAACAAUCAGAUCAAAGAGAAAGCCCUGUUUGAUUGCGAGCGUGGUCUUGCAGCAAAAGCAUCUACCGACCAGUUCAAGUGCGGGCGGUGUGGUCAACGCAAAUGCACCUACUAUCAGAUGCAAACAAGAAGUGCUGAUGAGCCAAUGACGACCUAUGUUACAUGUGUUAACUGUGACAACCACUGGAAGUUCUGUUAAGGAGAUCUCUGUGUGUCUUUGUAUUUCAUGAGACCAUGUUAAGACAUAGAGGCUCUGAUUGAUUAAUCAGGAGCUUCAUGUCCAUUUGCCAUCAUUCCGUGAAUGUUCCGGCUCCGAUGUUUGUUUUAAGGAUAUCAUUCAAUGUCUUAGAGAUUAGUAAGUAGGGGUAUUUACUAAUUUAGGUGUUUGUAGCUCUUAUUUCUUUUGCUUCUCUUCUUCCAAACUGUCAACUCAACUUUCUUGCAGAUUUUACCAAGUUUUGAAGUUUAUUUAGUUUCAGAAUUAUGUU